AUGCCAGACCAGGAUCUGGCGGGCUUCCUGGAGAGAGGCAUUCGGUGGGGAUUCACAAUUGGCUUCAAGCCCGGUAGCGCCUUGGAGCCAGCCACCUCUAAUAUGUCCUCAGUCACAGACAAGCCGGAGGUAGUGAGCAAGUACAUUGAGGAGGAGGUGGCAGCCGGCAGGCUCCGCCCUUCCACAGUCACUCAGCUCAGCCCCAUUGGUCUGAUCCCAAAAAAGAAUAAACCAGGGUGCUUUCGGAUGAUAGUAGACCUAUCAUCCCCCAAAGGCCGCUGUGUUAAUGACGGGAUCCCCUCCAAGCUCUGCUCUCUCCACUAUGCCUCAGUUGCUGAGGCAGCUCAGCGAAUGGUCCAGUGUGGUCGCGGGGCUCUCAUGGCAAAAAUUGACUUGAAAUCUGCAUACCGCAUGGUGCCGGUCCGCCCAGAGGACAGCCUCCUUCUGGGUAUUCAGUGGGAAGGUAUCACCUAUGCCGAUUUCGCUUUGCCUUUUGGACUUAGGUCUGCCCCAAUACUGUUCUCAGCAGUAGCUGAUGGUCUGGCUUGGGCUCUUUUCAGGUCAGGGGUGGAAUUUUCUAUUCACUACCUGGACGAUUUCUUCUUUUGUGGCCCUCCCAGUUCGCUAGUAUGUCGCAGGGCCAUGGAGAUAGCUCUACCACUCUGCCAAAAACUGGGUCUACCAGUGGCCCCUGAAAAGGUGGAGGGUCCUGCUACUUCCCUCACCUUCUUAGGCAUUCAGCUCAACUCCGAUGCCAUGUCCCUGUCGCUCCCCCAGGAGAAACUGGCUUCUCUUAAACUCCGCCUAUCGGCUUGGGUAAACGCUCAGGCAGCCACAAAGCAGGAGCUUCAGGAACUCCUGGGCCACUUGAACCACGCAGCGGCCGUGGUGCGUCCUGGGAGAUCAUUUGUCAGAGCAAUCAUUGAGGCCAUGAAGCGUCCCCGUCUCCCCCAUCAGAAGACCAGACUGGAUGCAAACUGUAAAGCAGACAUCAAAUGGUGGUCCUUGUUCGUGGCAGACUGGAACGGGAUCUCUGCCCUUCCCCCUUCCUGCCCAGUCACAUGGGUCAUUAGUGAUGCAUCUGGUUCAUGGGGCUGUGGGGCUUUUGACCAAUACCACGGCUCAUGGUUCCAGUUACCUUGGCCAGCAUCCUGGGCCGAGGUCAAUAUCGCGGCCAAGGAGCUUCUCCCAGUGGUCAUUGCCGCAGCGGUAUGGGGGAGGCGCUGGGCGGGUCAGCGGGUGUUGUUUCUCUCAGACAAUACAGCUGUUGUUGCAGCACUGUCAUCCCGCUCAGCCUGCCACCCAAUUCUGGCACACCUCCUUAAAUGCCUGUUUUUUUGGGAAGCAAAAUUUGAUUUCGAGCACUCGGCAGAUCACAUACCUGGCUGCCUCAGAGCCCACCUCCAUCCCACCUCCGCUAGCUCACCUGCUCACAGACCACAAUCUUCAGUGGACCUCUCCCAGCUGGGCGAAGUUGUUCAAAGAUACUUUGAGCAUGGUCUAGCCCCAUCUUCUAAUCGUACGUACUCCUCAGCUAAAUCAUGCUGUAUGAACUUUUGUCACAGUGCUGGUCUUGCCCCUUACCCAUUGUCACAAGGUACUCUAUGUUUGUUUGCAGCAUUCUUAGCCCAGCGGCGGUUGGCCCCUAGGUCUAUCUCCACCAACUUAUCAGCAGUCAGGCAUCUAGAGGUACAGUCAUCAGCAACCAGCUCUACAAGGUCAGACUGGCCUUACCUGCAGUAUGUUCUUAGGGGAAUCAAACUGACUGCUCAGGGCAAUCUGAUGGUUCGUUCCAGGCUCCCAAUUACCCCUGUCAUUCUGCGGAAGUUGAGGGCAGUCUGGGACAUUCAGUCUUCCUUUCUCCAUCUCCUCCUCUGGACAACUGCAACCGUGGCCUUCUUUGGCUUCAUGCGUCUCGGGGAGGUGACGUCCACUUCAGGUUCUCGCCCUUCCAUUGUUGCCGAGAAUGUUGCCAUUGAUUCCCACCAUUCUCCCACUAUCAUCCGCCUGACAGUUCUCCAUUCCAAAACGGACCCCUUUGGCAAGGGAGCUAUGGUAUUCCUGGGCAAGACAGGUGAUGAGCUGUGUCCAGUCGCAGCACUGCUGAUGUACCUCGCUAAGCGCCCAGGUCCUAGGACUGGUCCUCUGUUAAUACGAGAAGAUGGACAGCCUCUUUCUCGUGACCAAUUUGUUCAUUUCCUCAAGGAGGCAUUGGGGAGGUGUGGGAUUGACUCUGGUAGGUACUCAGGCCACAGUUUCCGCAUUGGCGCAGCUACCUCAGCAGCCCAAGCAGGAGUACCUGACCAUCUGAUUAAGGCCAUGGGCCACUGGAACUCUGAAGCCUACCAGGUCUAUAUCCAGUCACCUCCUUCCGUCCUAGUAGCAGUAGCUCUCUCGUCAAAAGGCCCGACUGCCUGA
Molecule: messenger RNA, 2418 nt
Organism: Amphimedon queenslandica
Lineage: Eukaryota; Metazoa; Porifera; Demospongiae; Haplosclerida; Niphatidae
Exons: 2
Coding region: 1-2418 (805 amino acids)
Biological process (GO): DNA integration; DNA recombination
Molecular function (GO): DNA binding
Source: RefSeq, a predicted model, not a curated record